GGGCUCUGCACAGCCUUGGAGCCCAUCCCGCUGCGGGCCAGGUUCUGACCGGGCUCAGAAGUCUCGAUCCGUCCGUGGCUGCUAGCUCCGAGUGACAGCGCCAGGCCUACGGCUCUAGCUAGUGGGCGGGUAUCCUGUUCAGGCUGCUCAGCCAUCACUGUCCCCUCCCCCAUCCUGUUUGUGAGUACCUAGUUUCUAAGGCAGGUAGCCCCCAACCCUGAUCAGUUAUUUUUUUCCCCACGUGGUUUAUUAUAGCCAAAUGCUUUUUUUUUUUUUGAGUCUGCCCCCAUCAUCUCACCGCCUCCCUAGCACUAAUUUGGAGAAAUCAAGCCAUUAUCAGUUGCUUAGGAGACGCACAGCGCUGUACCUGGAACCUGAUAGCUAGUGUUGUGUUUUAUAAAUUAGCUCCCGUAUCCCUCUCAGGGAUUGAAUUUGGCGUUCUUGCUCUAGAGACUCGAGCAAGUCCUUUAAAAGCUGCAGAGCUGUUGAUUGACAGGAGAAAAGCACAUCUUGGAAUCUGGGUUUUCAGAACUGAAAAUUCAGGGCCUUAAGUAAAAUGGAGUUCAUCGCUCUUAUUUCACAGAAGACACCGGACCUAAAGAGCAUAGUGUUGCUUGAUCAAGAUGAUCAAGGUGCAGCCCUUCCAUGGUUAGGCUUUAGGGCUGCAGACAGUUUUUGUGGCAGGACGGCAGUGCUGGUUCAUCCUGCUUCGGACAAUGUGUCCCCCAGAAGUGACUGCACUUGGCUUGCAGGACUUCUCAGGUUGAUUGGGAAGUUCGGCCUGGCUGUUGCGAUGGCUCUAGAGAGUAGUAGAUAAGUGUUUCUGGGUGAGUUGUACGGCCUAUAUAGUCCAGGCUAGUGUAGAACUGGUGAUCGGUCCAGAUGGUUCCUGGGUGCAGGGACUACAGGUGUGUGCCACCUUGUCUGACCACUGUUUCUUCUUUAGUUUAUUUUAGGCAGCAGUCUUUCAACCGGGGUAUGUUUUAGUUAAGAUCAGAUCAGUGAGCCAGACAGUGGGAUAGACAUGGAAUAUUUCAGGUGACUGGGGUGUAGUUAGGAAGUGGUGAAAAUCUUGGACAGCAAGAAGAACCACACACACACGCACACACUGGACACUUGUGCCCAGCACUAUAGUGACUGACUUUUUUUAAGCUAUAAAUGACCUGUUGUCGCUGUUUGUUUAGUUUUAUAUGUUAACCUUUGCCAGCUGAUUUCAUAGGUGAAUUCCCUAAAAAGGUGGUAUUGUCUCCGUGUUACACAUGUUUUAAGCCUGCAGAAAGGAACCAGAGAGACACGUUCUGACUGUGGUGCCGGUUAUUUGCAGAGGAAUAGCCACAAUGGAUACUGCUAGCCAUAGCCUUGUCCUUCUGCAGCAGCUGAACAUGCAGCGAGAAUUUGGUUUUCUGUGUGAUUGCACAGUUGCUAUUGGAGAUGUUUACUUCAAAGCCCACAGAGCGGUACUUGCUGCCUUUUCCAACUAUUUCAAGAUGAUAUUUAUUCAUCAAACAAGUGAAUGCAUAAAAAUACAACCAACUGACAUCCAGCCUGAUAUAUUCAGCUACUUGUUGCACAUUAUGUACACAGGAAAAGGGCCCAAACAGAUGGUGGACCAUAGUCGUUUGGAGGAAGGGAUCCGAUUUCUCCAUGCAGACUACCUUUCCCACAUUGCAACUGAAGUGAAUCAAGUGUUCUCACCAGAGACUGUACAGACCUCAAAUCUCUAUGGUAUUCAGAUUUCAACAACCCAGAAAACAGCUGUCAAACAAGGGCUGGAGCUGAAAGAAACCCCUCCCAGUAGCAGUGGGAACAGAACUGCUGUCCAAGGUGACCACCCACAGCUGCAGCUCUCCCUUGCUAUUGGGCUGGAUGAUGGGAGUGCAGAGCAGGAGAGGACCCGUCCUGCUGCCCAGGCCUUGGAGGAGCACCAGAAGCCCGCAGUGUCCAUCAAACAGGAGAGAUGUGAUCCAGAGUCUGUGAUCUCCCAAGGCCACUCCUCGUCCUCAUCAGAAGUGACUGGCCCCUCUUUUACAGAAAACAGUAUCAAAGUCCACUUAUGCCAUUACUGUGGGGAGCGUUUCGAAUCCCGUGGUAACCUGAGACAGCACCUCCAUACUCAUGUGUCUGGAUCUCUCCCAUUUGGUGUCCCUGCUUCCAUUUUGGAAAGUAAUGACCUGGGUGAAGUGCAUCCACUUAGUGACAGCAGUGAUGCUCUUGACUGCCGGAGGCUUAGCUCCUUCAUUGUCAAGGAGAACGAGCAGCAGCAGCCACCGCCCGAGCACUCAAGCCGGGGAACCGCCGAGCCUUUACAGAUCAGUCAAGUGUCUGUGAUCUCCAAAGACACAGAGCCAGUAGAAUUAAACUGUAAUUUUUCUUUUUCAAGAAAAAGGAAAAUAAGCUGUACCAUCUGUGGUCAUAAAUUUCUUCGAAAGAGCCAGUUACUGGAACACAUGUAUACACAUAAAGGUAAAUCUUACAGAUAUAACCGAUGCCAAAGGUUUGGAAAUUCACUGGCCCAGAGGUUUCAGCAGUAUUGUGACAGCUGGCCCGAUGUCCCCCUGAAAAGUUCUCGCUUGUCACAAGAACAUUUAGACUUGCCUUGUGCCUUAGAGUCAGAGCUCACACAAGGAAGUGUGGAUACCAUCCUUGUCGAGUAGCAGCUUCUCCUUUAGAAUUUUUAUACCAGUCUUGGAAAAGAUUCAUACGCCGUUUUUAAUUCAUAAAUUAUUUACUUCCUCAUGGUCUGUUGACUUAAAAUAAUCUGUCCCUGGCUUUGAGGUUGUACAUACCAGUUCUUAUUAUAAGACAUGGCUAUUAAAUGUAACUUUCCAAUUAUCCUAUGAACUUUUCUAUAAAUUAAAUGAUAAUUUGAAAAUCAGAAGUUAAUGUAUAAACUUCAAAGUGACUGAUUAUUUAUAAAAUCUCUUGUUUUUCCAGGUUACAGAGUCAGUAAAAUGAACUUGCAUAUGAAGCAGAUGAGAUCUGUUUUAAAGAAUGUUUUAGAGACCGGGAGUGAAGCUCAUCUGUAGAGGGCUUGCCUACAUGUAUGAGGCUCUAGGCUGAGUCUUCAGCGCACACAUGUGUUCACAGACAAACACACUUCAAACCAUCACUCUUGUCUCAUGUUUCAUAUGAAUUAUGUCCUCAUGAAAAUGACUUUUAAAUAUUUUCUGACAUAUAGGAAAUCAAUAGUUAUUUUAAUGUAUAGCUAUAUAUUAUAAUGUAUAAAAAGUUUGUUCUAAGACACGGCUAUACCAAAUCAUGAGUAGUUUUAACUGUCUACUUCCUAGUACCCCAGUCUCUUACAUGGCCUCUUAUUUAAUUAACAUCAAGUAUACCUCAUUUUUAAUAAAAAUAUUCCAGCUAGAAGAAAGGACUGGAGAAGCCAGUGCUAAGGAAGUCUUGGAAAGAAAAACCAGUCCAUACAUAUGUCCAAGCACAGAGGCAGGCUCUGAACCAUCCCUGGGCCGGUGAGCACAGCUACUGUGUCUUUACACACCCAAGGGCAGUUUCAGAUUUCCAUAGCAAGAGUUUUGCCUAGAUUUAAAGAGAAAAAUAAGAUACAAGCCAUCUCUCUAGCUUAAUGCAGCAAAAUUGUCUAGGCUGUCUGGGUUGGUGGUAAUUUUCUGAAAGUCACUCUUACAGGUAAUUUUGCAGUAGUGUGGCUUUCACUUCUUCUGUUAGUAAAACCAGUGAAGUAGAUACAUCCAGUGUUCCAGGUCUAUUUAAAACCCACGCUGGCAGCUCUCCUUCUGUGGAUAUACUUAACUUCUCUUCUAUAGUGGUGACUUAGAAACCUAAAACCCCAGAGAAAUGGAGUUGAUGGACUAAGUGAUGGAUUUACUGUACCUAAAAAAUAGCCCAUCAAAUUUCAUUGUGUUUGAAGUGUUUAAAUUUGAAGGUCUGCACUCAAGGAUAAGAAGGCAAGAAAGACUGCAGGACAGCCCUCCUCCUUCCCCUAUCCUAUUAAAGUCUAAGCUUCACAGACAUUGGAAGAGCAUCUGAGAUGGACCUGACCCCUGCCCGCCCCCAAGUUUGGAAACAAGAGUCUUGGUAUGUGUCCCAGGUUGGCCUUAAACUCUUGGGCACAGCAGUUUUCUGUUUCAGUUUGCCAAGUAGCCAGGACCUUGGGCAUGUGCCAUCGCACAGAUAUUUGAAUACAUCUAAUAAAUGUGAUGCUUAGAUUUUAGCCACAUGCAAAGGCUGAGCUGCUCCUGCCCUGAUAGAACACCUCUGAAGACAUUUCUUAGAGGUUCUUCCCCCUGUCUGUGGGGAGCCUAGAGUAAUCCAGCUAAUUCUGAAACAAAAGUCCUUUCUGGGUAAACAAUGAGUUCAGACAAAUAACAAAGCAGUGGUUUCAGAGACAAUGUUGCCUGCCUCUUGUCCCAGAACUCAGGAGGUUGAUCUCUUGUGAGUUCAAGGCCAGCCUGGUUUGUAGAGUGAGUUGUAGACCAGUUAGCUACAUAGUGAGACCCUGUUUCAAACAAACAAAAAUCACACAUGCAAACCACAUACCAAACCAAAGUAGCAGUUUCCUUGUCUUUAGUUUUUGAGACAUUCUUGCUACAUGGCCCAUUCUGACUUUGAACUCACCAUCUUCCUCCCCUGCCUUCUUAGUGCUGGGAUUAUGGGCUGUACCACCAGCCAGGCUUCAGAGUGGUAACUUGAGAGCCAGGUGAAGAACCCCAUUGGGUGUUGUCUUAAGGCAGCUGAAUUUCUGAUUUAGAGACUUAAGCCCCUGGGGUCAAGACCCAUGUAUAGAGAGCAAAAUCUAUUUAGAGGGGUUGGUUAAACAAGUAUGCUGUUAUGGGGGGAUUACAAUAUAAUGCUACCUUCAAUGAUUUAACCUUAUAGAAACUCAAAUACCAAUUUAAUAUAUUUUAAGCUAUUUAGGAUAUAUUUCCUACUUUUAAUUUUUUUUAAGGAUACAGUGUCAUGUUUAGCCCAGGCUGGCCCCAAACACACUAUAUAGCUGAAGAUGGUUUUAAACUCCUGAUCUGCCUGCUCUUCCUCCAGGCAUUGGCACUAUAGUUGUGCCCCCCAUGCCCAACUCUCCUUAGCCUUCUCAAAUAUAAAAGAACCUAACAAUUUUCAUUUUAAUCUUUUCAUCUUUUCUGUAAUCUUUCUUGUGUACCAAGUCAUUAGUCUUACACAUGAGGCCCUUAUAUAGUUAAAGGGUCCGAAUAGAGGCUUUCAGGGUAGGGGAGUAGGUACAGCAGCUCAAGACAGUCUAGAGAGAUGCUGAAAAAGCUUACCUACAGCUGACGGCCAUGUCAGACACUUCUACUUAAAGUGGAACUAUGAUGUGGGAUUCCCCUCUGUAGGCUGUGAAUAUGUUUUAUAAAAAUGGGUUAAUUCAAGAUGUAAGAGCUAACUAGGAAUACACUAGAGUCAUUGGCCACACGGUGCUGUGAUUAAUAUAGCUUUUGUGUGAUUAUUCGGCUCUGGGCAGCUGGGAAAUGAACAAGCAGUCUCCGUUUACAGAACCGUAUGCAGAAGAGUUAAUAAACAUAUGUUAGUAAAUGAAAUGGAACCCUACCUAGAGUCUGGGGAGGUGGCUCAGCGAGUAAAGUCACCGCUGCUCACAGAUUGGAAGCUGAGGUGAGAGCUAGGUAUGGCGCCUGCCGUCCCAAUGCUGGUGGGGAGCAGAGACAGGAAGACGGCAGAUGCUCUCAGGCCAGCCCCACAGAAAGAAGCUCCAGCUUCCAAGAGACCCGUGUCUCAAAACCUGAGAUAGAGAAGUUAUUAGGAAAGAUGUGUCACCAGUCUCUGGUCUCAACACAUGCCUACACGUGUGCACACACCCACACACAUGCAUAUCCCACACACACAUACAGAAUAAGUGGAAGUCUAUGAGUUUGGAGAAAAUAUUAGUUCACCUGGUUCCUAAUGCUCUUAAAGUUCUCUUGUCCCAAGAGAUUCCUCUCAUUUACAAAGCUCCUUUUAAUACCAGGCCAAAAAGACAAAAUGCUGGGUCUUGCUCAUCUGUAACCCCAGCUGUCAGUAGACUGAGGCAGGAAGAGCAGGAAGAGCUACAUGGUGAGACCCUAACUCAGUCCGCAAUAAUUGUUUUAGGAAGUGGAGAAAUGUUAGUUUCAUUUUAUGGAAAAAGUUCCCUAAAGCUUGUUUUUACAGAGGCAUGUAGUCAGUGGGAUGGCAUCUGCUGUCACUUUGUUUUGAUUUUUAAAGAUUUAUUUAUCUUUAUGUUACAUGGUAUGUGUUGAGUGUUUUGCUUGCAUGUGCUUCUGUGCACAGCAUGUGUGCAGUGCCCGUGGAGGCCAGGAAAGGGCAUCAGAGCCUCCGGAACUCAAGUGGGUGUGGGAACUGAGCCCAGGUUCUCCUCUAGGGCAGCAAGUGCCCUUAAACACUGAGUCAUCUCUCCAGCCUGUUUUGGUUUUUUGAGGUGAGGUCUCACUGUAUGGCCCAUGCUGGCCCAGAACAGUCCCUUGUCAACCUCCUAAGGGCUGGGAUGGCAUACAUGCACUGUCAUGGGUAGUUUUGGUUUUGGUUUUUUAAGGACAUGAUUUGUCAUUGUGAGGGAGGGGAAAAGUCUUCAUAUUUUAAAAGUUUUUUCAGGAAAACAGCUUUGCUCUUUACCACAUCUGUAAAAUGGAGAUUUGUCUCUGUCUUAGCAGUGUGGUUUGUGUAAUGGUUGCCGAGUUGAGCCAGGAAUUGUCUGCUGGAUGUACUUUGUUGCCUAAUGUCGCCCUCUUGUGUUGAGGUAGAUAAUCUCUGCUGGCUAACAUUUUGAAGGCACGGUGGGAAAAAAGCCCCAGUUCUUACCAACUGGCUCUGUGUUAAGCAGAUAUUUAAUAGAUCUCCACUUGGGCCAGCUUUAAACCCCCUCUUCUUCCCGGAUCCUGCAUCAUGGUGUUUUCUGGAGAAAAGCAGAGACUGUCUCAGCAUUUGUUCUUAGUGGGGGAGCCCAGUAAAUACAGUCUGCCUUUUAUACCAAUGUUGUUGUUUUUACUGUAUAGCCUUGAGAUGGUUACUUCUCCUAUUGACCUCCCAGAUAAAGUGACACCCACCUCACAGGGAUGCCGUCAGGCUUCGGACUAAAAUUGUGUUAGUGCACUGAUGAAAACCAACCUCUGAGGAAACUUCCAUAGCUAGAGCCCUAUUCAGUAUUUCUCCCUGUAGAUUCUAGAAAAUGUUUGAAGCAGUCAUGCACUACUUACUAGACAAUUAGCUGAGGAAACUGUUUUUUACAAAAAUACUCUGGAAAUAGCAGUGUUACUUGAAUUCUUACUCUACUGUUUACUCUUCGGCAAGGAAAAGGAGGAUUAGCGUUGUUGGGAGUAAAAUACACCACUUCAGCAUUAAUGAGACUUUCCCCCAAAUACAUUGUUUUCAUAAAAAAAAAAAACAAAUAAAAUGGAAAAAAAGUCCCAUCGUUUCUUGGAUGAAGAUGGUCUAAACAGUAGACGGAGGAAAGAAGAGGAAUGAGGACGCUACCUAGGAGCUCGCCAAGGUUCUGUGGAACACCGCGGAAGCUCCUGACGGUCGUGAAGAGCCAGGACAGACCCUGAAGCCUGUCUGCACAGGCAGUUCUUGAUACGGAAACUCGGAUUCCCGACGAAGGCUUGAUAGGGGUUUUUGUGGGAACUGCGCUACAAGUCGGUCGUGCAGAGAUCCUUUACAGUGUAACUUGUGUGUCUUCGUGUGCUUAGGCUUUUAUCUGUGACAUUUCUUUAUGAUGCGUUGUUAAAUUCCUAGGAGUGAGCCCUGUAAAUGCUUCUGUGCUGAACCA
This is a messenger RNA of Myodes glareolus (Bank vole), 7747 nucleotides long. RefSeq names its product zinc finger and BTB domain containing 25 (gene Zbtb25). Gene Ontology annotation, biological process: regulation of transcription by RNA polymerase II. Gene Ontology annotation, molecular function: DNA-binding transcription factor activity, RNA polymerase II-specific; RNA polymerase II cis-regulatory region sequence-specific DNA binding; protein binding. The record is from RefSeq and is a predicted model, not a curated record. NCBI's taxonomy places the organism in Eukaryota, Metazoa, Chordata, Mammalia, Rodentia, Cricetidae.